Molecule: messenger RNA, 2760 nt
Organism: Polyodon spathula (Mississippi paddlefish)
Lineage: Eukaryota; Metazoa; Chordata; Actinopteri; Acipenseriformes; Polyodontidae
Product: nuclear receptor subfamily 4 group A member 3-like
Exons: 9
Coding region: 586-2496 (636 amino acids)
Biological process (GO): regulation of transcription by RNA polymerase II; cellular response to corticotropin-releasing hormone stimulus
Cellular component (GO): transcription regulator complex; nucleus
Molecular function (GO): zinc ion binding; nuclear glucocorticoid receptor binding; nuclear receptor activity
Source: RefSeq, a predicted model, not a curated record
UAUUGACGUCUCACAUUCCACAAUGUAAGCGCUCUCCAUAAAUGACUACUACCAAUUGGACUUCUCUCAGUACUCAAAGCUCUCAGCUCACCACAUAAACAAAGGCACAUUGCAACUUCAUCACAGCGCAUCACCAUCGUUAUACCAACACGGAGACCAGCUACAGAGUAAACGGAUCGCACAGGGUCCCCAAACCAUUUCAAUGCAACCUUUGACAUUAUUCUGUAUUACCUGCAAAGACACUCCAGCAACUACUACGACUAGUUUUUUUGUUGUUAUUUGUAUUAUUCUGGAAAGCUACACGAAACUUUAAGGAGGCUUAUCUCACAUGUAAAGACGGAACCGACACAGCAAGCAAGUACGUAUAAAUCACGAUUCGUGGACUUUAUGAAACUUGAGACCCCGGUUCGGAAGAGCGCCCCCAGCCGAGCUCCAGCUCCGAGACCCGGCUAACAGAAAGUUCAGUGGUCGCUGCAGCUUCUUCCACUGAGCUUUCCAGACACCCUCCUCUCGUCACACCUCCCCCAGGAAAAACAAGCACGAUUCAGCGAGCAAAAUAUCAACCAGAUCAAUGGCAUUCUGAAUAUGAACAGGCCUGCUCAGUUUUUGGAACAGAUGCAUUUUGCCCACCUAAAAUGCAGACCUCGAGAUAUGCCCUGUGUGCAGGCUCAGUAUGGCCCGUCACCCCCGAGCUCCAGCUAUGCCACACAGACCUACCCUUACGCAGGGGACUAUAGUUCUGACAUCAUGAACCCGGACUACACCAAGUUUGGCAUGGACCUGAGUGGCACAGAUAUCACUGCCGCUGCCACCACUUCCCUGCCCAGCUUCAGCACCUUCGUGGAGGGCUACACCGGCACCUAUGAACUCAAGCCAUCCUGCUUGUACCAGGUGCAAUCCUCUGGCCAGAGACCCCUGAUCAAAGUGGAGGAUGCCCGCUACGCACAUCCACCCAUCCAGCAGUCCCAGUCUGAGGACCCCAUGCCCAGAACCUCCAUGUACUUCAAGCCAUCACCCCCUUCCACCCCCACCACCCCUGGCUUCCCUGGCCAGCAUGGGCCCUCAUCGAUGUGGGAUGAUUCCCUAACACCUGUCCCCCAGGCCUGCAUGGCCCCCAGCCACUUAAUGGAGUCUGUUCCACUGAAGUCAACCCCCAGGUUCUCCCUUUUCCCUCUGAAGCAGUCCCCCCCACACACAGUGGGAUCCGGCAGUCACAUGUGCUACGAGCCAGGUGUGAGCCUGCCCAUCGGUCCCGAGAGAACCCCCUCCUCUUCCUCUGUGGGGCAGCAGCCAGGCUUGGAGACGCACUUGUACCCCCCGCACCUCGGUAAGGGGACUGGGCUGCACUUCACCCCACUGACAAUGGUCCAGAGCCCCCACAUCCUGGGGGAGAGCACCCUCCCCUCUCCUCCCAGCCGCUCCUCCUCGUCCGGGGAGGGUACCUGUGCAGUGUGUGGGGACAACGCUGCCUGCCAGCACUACGGGGUGCGCACCUGCGAGGGCUGCAAGGGCUUCUUCAAGAGAACGGUGCAGAAAAACGCAAAAUAUGUUUGUUUGGCGAGCAAAAACUGCCCAGUGGACAAGCGCAGACGAAACCGGUGCCAGUACUGCCGGUUUCAGAAGUGUCUCAGUGUGGGGAUGGUAAAAGAAGUGGUCCGUACUGAUAAUCUGAAAGGGAGAAGGGGCCGCCUGCCCUCCAAACCAAAGAGUCCCUUACAGCAAGAGCCCUCUCCCCCCUCUCCUCCACUCAGCCUGGUCAAUGCCUUAGUGAGAGCACUCAGUGAGUCUACACCCAGAGAGCUCGACUACUCCAGGACCUCACUCUCCUCUCCUGCACCUCAGUUCUGUGCUACAGACCAGCCGUCCGCCUCCACUGACGCCCAGCACCUCCAGCAGUUCUACGGCCUCCUUACCGUCUCGAUAGAGGUGACCCGAACCUGGGCCAACAAGAUCCCGGGGUUCAACGAGCUGCCCAAGGAUGACCAGACCCUCCUCGUAGAAUCUGCUUUCCUGGACCUCUUUGUGUUAAGACUUGCGAACAGGUCGAUUCUUGCCGAGGAUAAGUUUGUGUUCUGUAACGGACUCGUGCUGCAUAGAUCUCAGUGCCUUCGUGGGUUUGGGGAGUGGCUCGACUCUGUCAAAGACUUUUCUUCAAACUUUCAAAGCCUUAAUCUGGACAUCGCCGCCUUUGCCAGCCUGUCCGCACUAAUCAUAUUAACAGAGCAGCGGCAUGGGUUAAAAGAACCAAAGAAAGUGGAGGAGUUGCAGAACAAGGUCAUCUGCUGCCUGAGGGACCGCUUGAGCUUCAGCAGCAGUGAAGGUAGUGGAGCCGGUGCAGGGAAGGGGUCGGCAUUGCUGUCCAGGGUGCUGAACGUGCGGAGCGAGCUGAGGUCCCACCGCAGACAGGGGCUUCAGCGCAUCUUCUACCUGAAACUAGAGGACCUGGUCCCGCCACCGCCCAUCAUCGACAAAUUCCUGGACACCCUCCCCUACUGAGUCAGCUAGCCAGCGAGGCAACCCUCUGUCUCUCUUUCUCUCUCUCUCUCUCUCCCCCGGCAGUAAACUCCCCAUGGAGGUAGAGCCAUGCACUUCAGCAGCCCAGUCUGGUUUAACACAAUAAAUGAGUAGAAAGAGACGAGGAGGAAAAAGAAGAAGGAACAGCCCAGACACUUCAUGUUUGUGGACUUCCUAGUACUCCCUGACUGUUUUUUUCUUGCAGAACUGUUAACAUAAAAAAACUGCUUUGCUGCUUUAUAUAUA